AUGCAAUUGCUCGAGUUCUGCCUGACUAUCCUGGCAAUAUGCGGCUACCUGCUCCGACCAAGUUUGUGCGUGGAAAAGGCGAAAGAUCUGUCCUGGUAUUUGGCUCACGAACAUGAAAUGUCUGUUGGUGGUAGUUUGCUGGAUCGGGGACCAUUUGAACUUAGUCCAACGGAUGUUAAGGCACUGCUACGACGAAUUAUCCAACGGAUCGAUCACAAUAAGGAUAAAAAGAUCACUCCGAACGAACUGUACACGUGGAUCAACUAUGUGGCAGAUACCGUGACUCGACGGAACACAAUACGAAGCUGGUUACGUCUGAAUCCGCUACGAGAAAAGAAGCUUACUUGGCAAACCUAUGUGACCAAUUCCUAUGGAUUACAAAAUAUUGAUCAAGAGGAUGAACAAAAGCGAAAGACCUAUGCGCGGUACUUGAUGACGGACAAACGCCGCUGGUCUGCUGCAGAUCUCGACCGGGAUGGGAUGCUCACCAUUGACGAAUACAACAGCUUUGUACAUCCGGUGGACAAGCCUCACAUGAGGGAGACAAUUAUCUCGGAAUUCAUCGACAGUAUUGAUCAAGACGGUGACCACAAAAUCUCCCAAGAUGAAUAUUUGGAUGAACUGGGCAAAUCGUAUCAUGUGGGAUUGUCACGUGGGAUGAAGGAACCGCAAUGGGUUGCCCGUGAACGUGAACAGUUCGCACUUUAUCGGGAUUUGAACAAGGACGGAAAACUGGAUCGCAAAGAAGUUGGCGAAUGGGUAGUUCCUACGGAUUACGACAGCGUAGACGCUGAAGUUCAACAUAUAUUUUAUCAAGCUGACUUCAAUCAUGAUGAAGUGCUCACUGAGGAAGAAAUUAUGGCCAAACAGGACAUGUUCAUUCACAGUCAAGCCAUGAACUAUGGUCACGUUUUGAAAUAUCCUCAUUCUGUGUGA
Messenger RNA from Echinostoma caproni, 936 nucleotides. NCBI's taxonomy places the organism in Eukaryota, Metazoa, Platyhelminthes, Trematoda, Plagiorchiida, Echinostomatidae. The record is from the annotation of a GenBank genome assembly.